AUGCCCGACGGACCUUGCCCAGAGUGGAUCGUCACAUGCGGCACUUGCCAUAGAGUCCUCGAAUGGUUUGUUUGCAAGACUAACGACAAUGGAAACCAAGGUAAAUGGAUGGUUCGUUGUGUUGGGGGUGCCAGCGGAUGUUUCUUUUUUCGCACUGCAUACGGCAAAAACGGCACACCACUCCAAACACCUGAACUUUCCCAAGGCGAGUCGCAGUCGCCGCCUCGGAAGAAACGUCGCAGGGGUAAGGGCAAGUGCCGUAUUCGUGGCUGCCCCGGCAUUCGCAUUAAUGCGAAGUGUGGGCGGAGGGUCUGUGCAAGACACUGUCGUGGACUCGGAGGCUGUGGUCUCAAAGACCACACACCACUGGACCAACCUCUCACUGACGACGACAAUCUGGAACCAGAUGCUCACGAGUCAGACAGACUUGACAACGAAGUUCUCGAGCUGUCGGACAAUCUGACUGACGAGGAGGAGGAUCUUCCUCCUCCUGCUCCAGUAGUGGGUCUGUCUAAUGGGAAGGGCAAAACCAAGGGCAAGAAUCGUGCUAUCCCUCCCCGCAAGCCAACCUCCGAGUCAAACACCCAACCUAAGCAUUCGUUGCAGCUCCCUCCCCUGUUUACUGCACAGCUAGAGCAGGAACACGACCUGGACGAGAAACAGCGUCAGCGUGAUGCUGUCCGUAUCAAGAGCAGUCAGCGUGCAAAGUACAGUGUGACUGUACAUGCAUUUGUCCAGAAUGGCGAGCCACCAUCAUCCUUCGUCUUCCAGACAGGCUUCCAAUGGCCAUAUUUCUACCUCACGUACGAGGUGCUUUGUGAGCUUGACCUACCUGCUAGCAACCUGGACGAUGGUUACCAGCCAUCGAAGCUACGGCUCUUUGAUCCGAGUGCACGUGCUUGGCGAGGGAUCCACCAGGACCAUAUGAUCACACUUCAGAGUCACGAAGAGUCCUUGAUCCUGAGAGCCUCGGACGUGACUGAUUGUGCUGGCCUUGACCUACUCCUACGAUCGCGAGCUGACCCCAUAGUUCCGAACAUCCGUGAGCACCUUCAUGCCGAUCGUGCAAGUGUUCGCACCUCCAAUCGUGCCCAUGAACCAUCUUUCGUUGAGCCACAGCAAGCUGAGCUAGCUCUCCCAGCUCGCCUGCGCUUGCCCCCUCCGAGUCCAGUCCUCCCAACAUCGUCAAGUGAGCUCGAGGUGGAGAUACUCCUAGAACGUGCCAGUUCGGACGAGCCCACACCAAGUACGAGCAACACGAAGCUCAGCCAAAGCCCUGUGCAUCCCCCUGCUUCUCCACAUCGACGACUUGUCCGCUACGAAUCUGUCGAAAUUGUUCAUCCUGUGUUUUCUCCACUGGCGAGUCAGGCUGCUUCGAAACCAGACACUUGGACAUGGGACAUAUCACCAUCACCUCUGCACCUGUCACAGUCACCCUCGUCGUGGCAUCCAUCACCAUCCCCACCUGCACGGUCACCCUCACCAAGGCGUCUAGAACCACCACCAUCAAGUCUUACUCCACCUCCGACUCGAGGGUCCGCUUGGACAUCACACGGCAGCACACCUUCAGACGCUAUAGACCUCGACGACGUCAAGGUGUGGCCAGCUGACUUCCAUGUUGUCAAUGUGGUAGAAGGCUUUCGUCGCUGUGAGAUUGCCAGAAAGUCAAGGAGGGUCAGUGUUCAAAAGGCAUUUGAAUCCUACUUUGGUGUCCCCUUCAAGAAGACGACCUUCCACGAGCAUCGUACACGCUGGUUCAAGGCCCCGCAGGCAUUGUGUGACAAGUACCUGGAGGCUCGUCGAACAGACCGUGGCCUUUGGUCGGCUUUCAUGCGCGAGUAUCGUGCGCAAGGCUAG
Molecule: messenger RNA, 1857 nt
Organism: Suillus clintonianus
Lineage: Eukaryota; Fungi; Basidiomycota; Agaricomycetes; Boletales; Suillaceae
Exons: 4
Coding region: 1-1857 (618 amino acids)
Source: RefSeq, a predicted model, not a curated record